GGGGCGGGGCUUUCAGGGGCAGAGCGGCCCGGGGGCGGGGCGGAGCAGCCCCCCAGAGGCCGCUGGCGCGCGGGCACCUCAGGAGGAAGCUGGUGAGCAAGCGGCCCGGGGGUUUGCGUUCGGUGGCUUGGCCUCAGCGUACACACUGCCCACUCCUCCGGCCGCGGCAUCUUCGUGGUGUUAAGGAUUUAACCCAGGUGUUAAGGAUUUAACCCCACAGACAUGCUAAGUACCACUGAACCACUGAGCUACAUGUAGCCCACGGUGCUUAAUGACAGUCUUCCUGAGUGUGGGUGGGAACACUGUACUCAUGGAAGACUGACCUAGGGGUGCCCAGCUCAGUGCCUGGCAAGUCUACAAGGAGGAAAACUGCAGACCUGACUCGCUUGCUGCCGUGGAAGGCAAACAAAGGAACCCUGGCUGAGAGCCAGCAAGGUUGUCUCCCCAGACCCUGCGUGCCAGAAGUGGUUGGAGCUCCACAGUGCUGCCUGUGCCAUGGACUCUGAGGUCAGCAACGGCUCAGGCCUGGAAGCUGAGCACCUCACAGACCUGCUUGUGUUUGGCUUCCUCCAAAGCUACUCUGACUAUAGUUUCUACCAAGAGCUGGAGGCACUGGGCCAGAAACUGCCCGUGCGAGUUUACCUGCAGGACCAGGACGAUGAGCUGCAGACUGAUGGGAACCGGGCCAGCCGCUACUUCUCCCAGGAAAGAAUAGAGCCAGAUUCUGAAAGUCAGGAAGAAAUCAUCCAGAACAUUGCCAGGCAUCUCGCUCAAGUAGGGGAUGAGAUGGACCACAGCAUCCAUCCGACACUGGUGAGACACCUGGCUGCACAGUUCAUGAACAGGAACCUGUCAGAGGAAGACAGAAGGAACUGCCUGGCAACAGCCCUAGAGGAGAUAAGGAAGACCUACCCUAAAGACAUGGAGACUGAGAAGGCUGCACUGAUAAUGACCAUGCUAUUGGCCAAAAAAGUGGCUGAUUUCAGGCCAUCCUUGCUCCAUGAUGUCUUUCGCACAACAGUGAACUUUAUUAACCAGAACCUAUUCACCUAUGUGAGGAACUUAGUCAGAAAUGGUCUCACUAUGCCUGAAACUUGCAACGUAGAUAAGAUUGGCCUUGAACUCACAGAGAUCUGCUUGACUCUGCCUCCCAGAUGCCAGGAUUACAGGGCAUGAACUGAAGGAUGGACUUCAGAUGCCUUGCAGAAGCAUGACUGGCUGAAACUGGAUAUGGCAACAGAGUAGCUGCCUCCAAAGCGGGAAUCAUGGCUGUGUAAACAGAUACUGGAGAGAAGACAAGACCCAGAUAAUAGCUAUUUCUCCCUGUUUUCAGGAUGGUUUGGGGGAUUUUUUUUUUUAAAUCUUUUUGAGACAGGUCUCCCUGUAGCCCCAGCUGACCUGAAACUUGCUAUACAGACCAGGCUGGCCUUGAACUCACAGAGAUCCAUUUGCCUCUGCCUCCUUAGUGCUAGGAUUAAAGACAUGUGCCACUACACCUGGCUUCAGGAUGAUGUUUUAAGCUGGUGACCCAAUUUAAAUACCUACAUUGAGAUAGUCUAAUGAAAAUAUCAACUUGCAUGUAUUUGAAGGGCUUUUAUGUCAUUUCUAAGAUGUACCUUCACCUUAUUUUAGCUAUACAGGUUCCUACUUGAAAAGUAAGCUUAAAAGCAGACUGUGAGGCAGAAAAAAAAAAUUAAUUUCUCAGCAGUUACUGUUGAUUAGACACCAACUUUGGUGUGUGGUCUCCACAGCAGGCAGUCUAAGGAGGACAAGGCUGGAAGAUGUCUACCCAGUAUAGGGAAUGUCUUAGUACUCAGGCCACAGCCUUGUGUAAAAACCAAAUAGUAAAGAAGCUCAGGACUGUGGUCUUGUUUUCAAACCCCAGGAAUGCUGACCCCAAUAUAUAGGAAUUUAGCUUUUUCAGUUUGAUUUGUUUGUUGUAUUUUUUUAGAUAGGGUCUAAUGUAGCCAAGGCUAUGUCUCACAUUUACUGUGUAGCCAAAGCUGGCCUUGAAUUCAUAAUUUUCCUACCACCAUCCAGCCUGUGUAUAUGGUGGUAGGGUUUGAUCCCAGGGCCUUGUACAAGUUAAGUAAGUGCUUUUUAUCACUGAGCUAUGUCCCCAAUCCUUGGGUGCUUUGUAUCUUGAGAAGAAUCACAGGAUUAAAGGUGUGAUGGUAUUAUAAGUUCCCCUGUCAUCUGCUGCCUCCACCUCUGUAAGGCUUUGAUAAAAACUCUUCAGCUUUUGGACUUCAGGAGCUGCUACGUAUAGCCACUGAUAGCCUUGUGUUUUCAGUUUCCAGUCAGACCUCAUCUGUGCCUGGAGGCUUCAUCUGAAGGACACAGGCAGCAAGAUGAAAGUGCAGUUAGACUUCCAGGUUGAGCGGCCAGGGCUAGGGAGUAGCCCAGGGAUAGAGUGUCUGCUUAGCCCGGCUUUCACCCAGCACCACAAACAACAAACCAGCAGUUGAAGGGACGGAGCCAAAAUACAAGUGACUACAAAUCCAACUUACUUUAGGCAGGGCCAAAAUCAAUAAGACUUCUGUUUGAAGACCCCACCACACUGGCCCUUCCCACCUAGAAGCCUCAGGACUCAGUUCCUAACUCCAGCCAUAGAGCCCCAGCUCAUGUGCCCCUCCAACAGUGAAGUGCCUAUUAGAUAAACAUCACUUCUUGCUACUUGAUCUGUUUUUCUGUUCCUUAAUAGUUUAAAUUCAUCAGAAAAGUACACAUCAAAAUAGGACUGGGCCACAAUGUGAUGUGGACCAAAGAUUGAGUGCUAAAGGCAUAUCUGUGGCCUGUGUUGUGUGUGAAGGCCUCCAUUUUGAAACAGCCUUCCAGUAAUGCUAUUGCUUCAAGUGUUUAGGAGUGAACAUUUUUCCUCGAGCUUUCUAUCCCAGUGGGAACAAAAAGAAUCAUGCACACAUAUUCAUGUGUGGUCUUUUCACUCAAGUUUUUGCUAGGGGAUGUAUUUACAAAAGGAACUGAAAUACCAUAGUCAACCUAAAUGAACAGAAGAGACAGCUGCAGUCCCAGACUCUCAUGCUUCUAAUUAUUAGCAGUGUCUUCACUGCACUUAAUACAGUACACCACUGUCUUAAUAAAGUUCACUCAGGUUGUUUUCCAGGUUAAGUCUCAUUUUUGGAUUUUUGAGACAGGGUCUCCCUAUAGCCCCAGCUGGCCUGGAACUCACGCCUUGGGAUUAAAGGCAUGUGCCACCAUGCACAGCUGAUAUGCUUUGUGGAUUAGAAAGCAAAAGUCUCACCCUCUCUCCUCAAGCUAACAUUAUAAAAGGAUUCCACAUACCAAAAACAAAUGUUCCAUACUUUCUCAGUCCUGGACUUAGAGGCAUGAGCCACCACACCCCGCUAACUUCCAAUCAUGAACACUUCCCAGCCAUGAUAGCCAUGGCGAUUUGGGUGCUGUGGAAGUUGGUGGAUCUCGCUCUAGUAACAUGAUUUUUGUGGGUAUAAUUAAGAGGUGAUACUAAUUCAGGGAAUAUUUCUCAUUUUGUUUAGAAAAUAUGUGAAUUGUUUUAAGUGAAAUUUGUUUCAUAAAAAUAAAAAGCUUUCUUUUAUA
Molecule: messenger RNA, 3576 nt
Organism: Nannospalax galili (Upper Galilee mountains blind mole rat)
Lineage: Eukaryota; Metazoa; Chordata; Mammalia; Rodentia; Spalacidae
Gene: Bid
Product: BH3 interacting domain death agonist
Exons: 9
Coding region: 496-1176 (226 amino acids)
Biological process (GO): positive regulation of extrinsic apoptotic signaling pathway; apoptotic mitochondrial changes; positive regulation of intrinsic apoptotic signaling pathway
Cellular component (GO): mitochondrion; cytoplasm; cytosol
Source: RefSeq, a predicted model, not a curated record